UAUAUAUACAUUAUUAUACAAUAUCGUUAUAGUAUUUUUUGCCCCACCCUUGUUUUUCGUAUCGCAAUGCUGCACACCUUGAUUUCAUGUAUUACGUACCUUUUCACCUCACGGAUAUGAGAUAGGUCAAAUCACGAUAGUGAAAAUGAGUUCACAAGAUACAGCUGAUCAUGUAUCAGUAGUUAAUUCACCUAAUAUAUCAUCAAGAACAAAAAAUUGGGUCCAAUUUGAAGAUGAAGCACCUAUUAAAAAUAAUGAUAGUAUAGAAGAAAAAACUAAAACAAAUACACCAGCUGUAAUAAAACCAGAAUCAAUAACAGUGAAUGUUGAAAAAAUUGGAAAAUCUGUUGAUAAUUUAGAUAAUCAACAAAUAAAAAAUCAUGAAUAUAGAGGUGCUGUGAUAUCAACUGAAUCCGUCCAAAUUAAUUUAGAUAGGUCAGGUUUAAGUCGUUCUAUUACAUCUGAAAGUCCAGAACUUAAUUUACCAUCUGAAAUAAGAGUUUCUGAUCCUAAAAGUGCUUCUUUGAAGACUAUUGAUCUUCGAGAUAUAUCCAAUGGCAGAAGUGUUACUAAUAAUAUUAUAAGUACAUCUAUUGGAAAUAUUAGACAAGGUUUUGCCAAUGGGGAUACUAUAGUUACUCUUUUACCAAUCAAUACCAGAUGGCCAUGGAUUACUCCAGCUAAAUUUCGUCCAGAAUUAGUACCAGAAGAAUUAAUGGCUCAAGGUUUAACGCUUACAGUAGAAGAUUACGUACAUAUAAUGGAGUUACUUGUGAAUGAUGUACGUUUCAAUAUGUAUAAUGUAUGUUACAAAAGGAUUCUUGUUCUUUGGAUAUUUACUGCAUUUAUUGUAUUGCUUGGCUUAUUAUUUUCUGGAGUAACUGGUCUUACUUUAUUUGGGCUUGGCGUUAUGUGGUUAGUCCUCAAUGCUGCUGCAAUAUUUUUUUGCAUGUUCAUCAAGAUAAAAUUGAAUCAUAAUCUUGAAAAAUGUAUGGGGCAAGUGAACAAACAUUUACUUCGACAUAAAAUAUUGCUUGGAUUGGAUGAUAGAGGAAAGAUUUCAUGUCACAAAGUCAAUCUUUGCUUCAUAUACUUUGAUACUACAGAUUGCAUUAAAAAAUUACAAGAAGUUAUAGAACGAGAAGAACGUGAAGGAAGAAUAAUAGGAGAAGAUGGAAAUUCUGAAAUGCGUCGAAAAAAGGAGUUGCAACAGCGAAUGGAUAUAGAUGAUAGUGAUAUUGUAAUACAAGGCAAUACAACUACUAGAAUUUCUCGCAAACAGGGUAAAAGCGAACAAGUAUUCUGCCGGUAUGUACAACGUUGGGCAAAGGAUUAUUUACGUCGACGAUUGGAUUGGACAGUAGAUGAGGAAGGUGGAAAUCCUUCUUCACCUCGUCAUUUAGCAUCAGCUUUAUGUCCAUGUCAAUAUAUAGAAGAAUGGUUACGUAAUAAACCUCAUGUUCAAGGCAGAGAUUUCUGUCCUAGCUGGAGUAGUUUUCUUAAAGAUAGAGGCAUUUAAAACAAUAUUUAAUAUAUAUAUAAUAAACAAAAACAUAUAACAAAAUUAAAAUCAGUAUUGUUUAAAGCAAUAUUGAUACAUUUAAAAAAAAAACUUUUUAACUUAUACAAGUUAUUUUAAUAACAAUAAAAAUUUAUUUAGAAAUUUAUUUUUUUGAAAAAUUAAAUGAAAGAUACAUUAAAUCAAAGAAUUUAAAUAGAUUUAUUUGUUAAUAAUAUGAGUGAUAUUAUCAAAAAUAGGUGAAUAAUCAAAAUUUGUUUUAUUAAAAAUUAAUAAAACAAAAUUAAAUUAUAUGAAAUAUGAAGUACUUAUAAUGUACUUAAUUAUAUAAGAUUUUUAUUUGUAAUAAUUGCAAUUAAAUUUCUAUAUAAUAUUAAUAUAUAAAAUAUUUUUUAGAAUUAUUUUUUGGUGAUAUGGAUUAUUAUACUUGAUUACAAUUAAUACUAUUUUUUAUUAUAUUAUUUGUUAAUUAAUAUGUUAUUAAAUAUUUAGAAUUAAUUCAAAUUAAUAUUUUAAAUAUUUUAAAUAUUUUUAAAUAUUUUUAAAUAUUUUAUUUUUAAAUAUUUUUAAAUAUUUUAAUUUUAAUUUCAAAUUAAUAUUUGUAUAAAUCUUGUAUAAUUACACAUAUGUGUAUGUAUUACAAGUUUUAUUUUUAAUAUUGCAUAUAAUUGUACAUAAUAUUUGGAUAUCAUAUAAUUCAGAAUAAUUAAUUUGAUGUAAAAAAAUAUAGUUUAUAUAUAGAAAAUAUUUUUGUAAAAUGGUGAAUAAUAUGAAUGGUGAAUAAUGAUGAAUAACAAAUUUUGGUUAAACAAAAAAUGAUAAAAAUUUGUUAAAAAAAAAAUUUGUAAUCUGUUAUAUCUUUAUGUUUAAUUACAUACUUUAUAUAUAACAGAUUUUUCAAGAUUCAUAAAUAAGUUAUAUACAUUAUUAUUAAUGUAUAAAAAACAGAUUUAGGCUACUUCAGCUCUAGGUUUCUGAAUGAUGAUGGUAUGUGUUGACAGGAACGGGCGGAGUUGCUGUUGCUGAGGUAUGCAUCUCGAUGGGCACAUCACUUUGUGCGCCGCAGACUUGAUCUGGUUAUAGACUCACAGGAACGUAAUAGAGACAUCGCGGGUUUAUCUGUUCCACCACGUCAUUGUGUCUCCGCCCGUUGUCCUUGUCAAUUCAUUGAGGACCAUCUUAAGUACAAGCCUAGAGGCAAGUUAAUAUUUCGUACCUUUUUUUUGAUGCCGAAUUUUGAUAGUAAAUAACUAAAAUUAAUUACUUAUGAUUAUGAUAUAAUCAUAAUUCAAAAUAAUUAAAGCAAUCAAUUAUAUGUUCCUAGAAUCUAUAUUUGUUAUACAUAUAAAAAAUUUAUGUCACAAAUCAUGUAAAAAAAUAGCAAAUUGACAUUAAUUAUUAAUAUAAAUAGUUGAAUUACAAACAACUAUUACAAACAAUACUUUAAAAAUAUGCAAAAAAAUUUGAUAUUUUUUAUUGCAAUAUAAAAUUACUAAAAAUUUUAUUCAAAUAUUGCAUUAUAUAAUUGUUUGAUAAUAAUAGUAUUUUAAUGUAAUCUAUAUUUUAUAUAUUAUAUAUCAAAAUUUACAUAUAAUAUCAAAUUUACAUUUAAUAUUAAAUAUUUUGUAAUUUUCAUUUAUUCUUUUCAUUUAUUCUUUUUUAUUUUUGAAUAAUAUAAAUAAUAUUCGCCAUUUUAUAGUAUGUUAUGUUAAACAUAAAAAAAUAAUUAAUAGAGAUAAAUACUUGAAAAAAAGAAAAGUAUAAUCAUUCCAUUAUAUUAUUAUUAUUCUUCAUAAAUCGAGUUUUAUUUUAAAAUUCAUAAAACAUUUAAUAUAUGCUUUUAUAACAAUUACACAAUGAAUUUUAUAAAAAUAAUAUAUAUACGUAUAUAUAUUAUGUACGUAAAACUAUAUAAUUUUUCAAUAGUAAUAUUGAGAAAUUAUGUACAUACAAAUUAUGUUAUAUAGUUAAGAAAAAUUUUAUUAUUAUAGAUGAAUUUUAUAUUUUUGGUUUUAAAAAAAAUAAUUCCAGUAUUCAUUUAAGUUAAGACAAUUUAUUUAAUUGUUAAAAUGAUAUUAAAGCAGUUUAAAGCAAUUUGAAAUAAUUGCAAAUACUUGAUCGUUAUUAAUGUUAUAAAAAACAUACAACAAUUAAUCUAAAUAUAUAUCUGAAUUCCGUCCUAAUUGAACAUAUCAACAUAUUAUGUAAAAAAUAUAAUUAAUAUAUUGUAUACUUUUAUAUUCCGUUUGAAAAUACUUAAUGUGUAAAAUGAACAGAAUUAUUCUACUUUUAUAUAAAACAAAUGUAAAGCACUUUUAUAUUAUUGUUACAAAUGUUAUAAAUAAAAAUCAACACAUAAUAUAUGUUUUUUGGUGGAGGUA
Apis cerana (Asiatic honeybee) is the source of this 3900-nucleotide messenger RNA. RefSeq names its product transmembrane protein 268. The record is from RefSeq and is a predicted model, not a curated record. Lineage: Eukaryota; Metazoa; Arthropoda; Insecta; Hymenoptera; Apidae.